GGCUGGCUCAAUCUUCAAAAACAUUUCAAAAUCUUUUUCAUUUCACAUUUCUAGUUAUCAGUGAUAACUUAUCACAAUUCACAGUCAUCAUACAUAAAGAUUCUAAACAUAACAUUUAUUGUGUAUUUCGAGAACGUUGGGAAUGUGCCACUCCCACUCUACUUGUCUGACAUCUAUUUCUGGAAAUCGUAUUAUUUCGUAACCUCCAAGAGCCUCCCUAAUUAAUUAUCGCCAAUCAAUUAGUCACUUCACUGCACUGCACUCAGUGUGCAAUUGUGGUGCUGAAAAUUUUACGUCUUCAGCAAUUAAAACAAUGGUUCGAACUCGCAGCGCCACCAGCCAUGUUAUUGCCACCUCACCCCUCCAACGACGACUUAGAAGUGCAACGAAGAAACCGGAAGCCAGCACCUCUACCUCCAGUACAAAUAGUACAAUUAAUAAUAAACCAACUACCAAAUCAUCCAUCCCUCCGAAGAAGGUGACCCGAAAAUCUGCCAAGAAGACUGAUACACCUAAAUCAACUACUACAAAUCCUCCAAAGUCUGCUCCCUUCAAUAUACGACAGGUGGCUGAGCGCUAUCUCGUCGAAGCAGAAGAGUAUGUUGACAAAGCAGAACGUUUUGAAAAGGAGGCACAUCGGUCCAUGGAUGAAGCUGACUGCUAUUCCAAGCGAGGGGAAGAUUUUGUCGAGAAAGCGUUAAAUGAUCCGGGUCCGAACGCCAUAAAGCUGUAUGAAUCCGCCCGUGACACGUACAAUUCGGCCCGACGAUGUCUCGAAGAAUCUGUUCGAUGUAACGAUGCUGCAACUCGAAACUACAGAACCGCUCGAGACUACUAUGAAGCUUAUGCUCGCUGCUGUCCAUCCUGUCCAACGACAAGUCCUACCCACUCGUCAUCUUCCUCCUCCUCCUCCUCGUCAUCAUCAUCCGCAGAGGAUGUCGGAUUGGAUUAGAAGAUUUAAAACAUAUAAACUAUUAUAAUUACGAUUAAUUAACUACCAGAGCCUCACACGUUUUCGGCGACGAGGCUUGUAUUCAGUAUAAUUUUUUAAACCCGACACGCAAAGCUCGAAAUACCAAAUAGUGGUUGAUAUUGUUUAUAAAUACUACAUGUUUAACUUAUUAAUUCAUAUUUCUCUUGACUUAAUUGAUUAAGUGAAUACUUGUUACGUAAGCAGAGUUCAUGGUGAAAAAAACACCAUGAAAAAUGAACCCUAUUCAUUUUACAAUUAAAUUUGAGUCAAUUACCCCAAUUUCAAAAUUAUGUACUACCAUUUUAAAACAUGUAUAAAGCAAAGUUGGUAGAAUAAAAUAAUAAAUCCAGAAUCGAACACUUAA
Folsomia candida is the source of this 1337-nucleotide messenger RNA. RefSeq lists its product as uncharacterized. The record is from RefSeq and is a predicted model, not a curated record. The transcript has 3 exons. Bases 314 to 952 code for a protein of 212 amino acids. NCBI's taxonomy places the organism in Eukaryota, Metazoa, Arthropoda, Collembola, Entomobryomorpha, Isotomidae.